AUGACGUCCAAAACCUUGGAGCUCUCGGAUAUCUUCGAGAGUGCAUGGGAGACUAUCUGUGCGUCGCUUCCAAGGCUCCUGUUAGUAAAGAAUGGAGGAAAGGGCACGACAAAGAGCAGCAUGCGCCACAUGUUCGAGGGUCAUUUGGGGGAGUGGAACAUCCAAGACGAGCUGGAGGACUUCUUAGCUGCUAUCAAGCCAAGUUUCGAUAACUGCCCAGCCAUGACGAACGUGAACACUCCGGUGAUUCUCGUAUAUCAUCCAGACUUCGUCGCAGACGAGGGGGUUACAAUGGCGGCUGAAAUCGACGUCGAUGGGCGCAUCAAGCAAAAUCUGGCAACGCCAGUGCGAACGGUUUUACAUGCGCUUGCAAGAUGCAGAUCCGAAGCCGAUGCAAUGCUCCUGCCCAUUCACAUUGAAUGCUCCAGCUCUAAAGGUGAGGAUGUCAAAUCACGCCCGAAAGACCAGGAGCCCGACCUCAUCCUCAAUGUUUCCGACUCGAACGGCGGCGAUGAGACAGUGCGCAUCAUAGGAGAAUUCAAGAUGUGCACGACUCAUAAUCUAGCCAAGAUGAUCAAGGAUCCCGCCUCUAAAAACCCAGGAUCGUUGCGCAACCUUCUUGGGCAGCCCGCCAAGUAUAUGUACAAACACAAGAUCAAGUACGGCUUCGUCUCGACUUACAAUGAGACCAUCUUUCUCAGGAUCGAACCGCGCAAAUCCAAUCCGGAAGAGUAUGGUCUUUAUUACUCGCCCGUCUUCCGCUACGAUACCCCGACUUGUGUGGACGAGGGGAACAACGUACACACAUUCGGUACCCGCUUCACAACUCUCUUUAUGUUACACAAGGUCGUCGAUGAUGGAGGUGAAGGCUGGAGGUUGAAAGCGAGCGAUAUUCCGAAGCAAGAUGAUUGGUACUCUCGGACGGUUGCUGCCAACACUCCCUCAGCAGCUGUAGGGUCGCCCUACCUCGGCAAAACACCACUCUUACCCUCCGAAUCACCACCCUUACCCUCCAAAUCACCACCCUUACCCUCCAAAUCCAUGAUUCGGCGACUGCGUUCCAGGAAUCAGCUCUCAAACGUUCUGACACCUAUCAAAGAAUCGCCCAUGAAAGCUGCGAAUGCGAUCAAAAAGACGGUAAAAGGACUGAAAGACAACUUGAAGCGGUCCAGGGCACAGAACACAAAGAAUAGCCCGUCACCAAAGCCCAGGUCUCCGCGCAAGGUCAGCUGGGCAAAGACUCCUCCCCAAAGUGCCGAGAACUCCGAGGUUACAGAGUCAGCGCGCAGUCUUGAGGUGGCUGAUAUCGACGAUGGCGAUGAUAGCGAAUACAUCGACGAUGGUUUUGACCCGUCUGACGAUACUGAUGGACCUGAUGAGUUUGAUGAAGCGGGAGCGCAGGCUGAGAACCUUGUUCAGCUGCGUAGACUGGACCCGAGUACACCAACGCCAAUGAGUAGAAGGUGA
This is a messenger RNA of Alternaria triticimaculans, 1467 nucleotides long. RefSeq lists its product as uncharacterized. NCBI's taxonomy places the organism in Eukaryota, Fungi, Ascomycota, Dothideomycetes, Pleosporales, Pleosporaceae. The coding region runs from base 1 to 1467 and encodes 488 amino acids. The record is from RefSeq and is a predicted model, not a curated record. The transcript has 4 exons.